Peronospora matthiolae is the source of this 345-nucleotide messenger RNA. The record is from the annotation of a GenBank genome assembly. Lineage: Eukaryota; Oomycota; Peronosporomycetes; Peronosporales; Peronosporaceae.
AUGGCGGCCAUCUUCCUUUUUCGCCUCAACCCCGUGGCUGCUAUGCUCACGAACUACCUUGUCACGCCGCUCAAUAUUGCGUCCAUCCCUGUUUUCAUCUAUUACGGUAACGUUAUGUUUGGCGGCGGUGACGGAGGAGACAGCGGGUUUGUGAUGAGUAGCUUCAUGGAGGACGUGAAGAAGGACACGAUCAACACGCUGCUACUCUUCCGCUUCACGCUAUUGCAUGCCAUCUACAUCUGGCUACUGGCUAUGCCCGUGGUCACUCUGGCUGUCUACAGCGUGCUUACCCCUAUUCUGCGUCGCGUCAUGCCCAAGGCCAAGAAUGAGGUCAAGCACGCAUAA